AUGCCUCUACGUUCGGGGCCACCGAAGAAACGCUGGUCAACGUUUGAUUUGCCCAUCCUCCCAUUCCUCGCGCCUCGAGUCUUCACGCCAUGGCCACCUAGGGGUCGCAAAGCCUAUUCUGGCUUACAGUUAGGCCAGGUACCCCGUGCAGAUGCGGAAGACCGUAAGAUUCCUCGGCCUAGUGGAGAAGGGCAUCAUUCUGAGGGCCUAUUUCCGCGCAGAUUAGGAGUGAAAAAGGAGCCCAGUGAACCCAAAUUUCGACUGAGCCACGCAAGCGCAACACCCCACGGCGCAGUCAUAUCUGAUGACCCUUCAGAACACAGCAAUGGACUUCCGGAUACCGGCAAGACAUAUGCUGCAAAUGGGGAGGUGAAAGAGGCAACACCCUCUCCAGCGGACGAAUUUCGCCGGAAGUAUGAGGAAAUUUGGGGUGGCCUCAAGAGCAAACCGCAUCAGCGGAAUGCGGCUCCGCUAUCAGUGACGCUGUUGAAAGAGGGAGCAUACAGUACUGGGAACGAGACAUCGAGGAGUAAAGAGCCCACACCGAAACCUCCCAACCGCACGGCGGGCAUCAAUGCCAAGACACACAAAAGGAUUAGGAAAGCGGGAAUUCCGCAGAGACUUCUCAAGAGACGUUCUCAUGUUCUACGCUACAAUCACCGUCAAAUGAGGAAGCUCAAGCUUCCAAGGAAACCUACCAAAUGGGUCAGUUGGACGCCUGGCAAAAGCUCAUACUUCUUGGAUUGGGAAAGACGCUUUGCAAUUCUCAAUGUGCGUCACCAAUACUACCGCAGGCGCCCGACAUUUAUCAGCACUGCGAAAAAUCAGUUUCCUGAAGAAUUCAAGAAAGCGUUGAUCGAGCACGAUUCUUCAGUCACACUUCGUGCUUCAUGGGAGAUGAUCCCCGAGGCCCAGCGAGAGAAGCUCUGGCCAGAGCUCAUUUGCACUGCUUUGGAUAAAUAUCCAAAUGCGUCCCUGAAGGUUCUAGCAGCUACCUACACAGAGCCCUAUCCCCCAGAUUAUGCUGCUUCUGAUUCCGUGGACUUUAUUGUCUCUCAUUAUCUUCGAAAUAAGCAAUCCCCCGAGCCCAGAGAUGUUCUGAAAGUUUAUGGAGUUAUCUGUUACCUGCUACGCAAUGGACCUCCUGGCCAUCUUCGUUUGGAUCAGAGUUCGAUAUACUUGCUGCUCACAAAUCUGGAUCAGGCCCAAGUCAAGCCUCUCUAUGAGAUUUUAGAAGACGUUGAGCAUCCCUUACAUCAUAACACCUUAAUUCAGUUCAGCUAUCGGCUAGCCAGUUCUGGAGAUACCGAUUCGGCUUUCAAAGUUUUGAAGAGGAUACGUGAUCAAGGCGGUGACUUCAAUUCUCCGAAGAUGCUGAGUCUGUGUGCACGUGUGCUUGAGAGGAAGGGCCGACAUUCCAGCACCGGUAUCUCUGAUUCCCAGAUAUUCGAAUUCAUGCUGGAAUGCGGGAUGAAACCGAAUAUUAUCAUCUACAACAUUUUAUUGCGGAACUCAUUUGAGGGCGGAGAUCACGAAACUGGAUGGCAAAUCUACGACAUGAUGAUAGAGAAUGGCAUCAAGGCGGACGAGCAUACAUACUCUAUAUUAUUGAAUGACAGCAAGCUGCGCAUGGAUCAGUCUGCUCUGAGACGUGUUAUUGGCAUGAUCAGGGAAAGUGGCAUUCAUAACGCGCAUAUUGGUACUGACAUCUUGCAUGCGAUCUUACUGCUCAACCACGGGGGAGCCCCUUCGCGUUCUUCGAGUCAACGUCGUAAAUCUCCAACGUCGUUUGAGAGAAUGCUGCCGGUCUAUUGCGAGUACUUUGACUCUAGACCGUUGGCUCAGAUCAUCCCUUAUUUCCUAACACGCUUUGGAGAUCUAAUACCGCACUCGAGCAAGUCGGAGUCUGUGAUGGAGCCUCCGGCCCCUACACUGAUUGUCAUGCUCACUGGACUUCUUAUGGAAAGCACACCGCAGAAUGCAAUAAACUACUAUAAUUGGUUCCAGCAUCUGGUAUCGACUGGAAACACGGUUGUCUCUGGGCUCCUGCAAUCAACCCAUGUCUAUAAUCUAUUCCUCAUGGCGUUUGGCCAGUCCAGUAAGACGCUUGACUGGUGUCCUCGUAUCAUUGGAGAUAUGCUUUCUACUUCUGCAAAUUCACUUUUGGCUAGGACGGAUACCGCAAAUCAAGCCACGUCGAAGAGCCAGGUAGCCCUUCCAGAGCCUCUUAGCCGCGGUGCAGGAAAUGAAACUAGCCUUUCGGACACAAGUUGUUCACCUCGUGCAGCAUUGAUAAAUGGCGGGACUCCGGAUGUCCAAGCAUCUUCAGAUUCUUGUCAGAGUCCGCCUCUUCCGGACGUAUACACUUGGUCCAUUCUCCUCGAUAUAUUUAUCUCCCAUCGGCAAGCUCGAGCUGCCGAGAAGGUCCUCACGAUGAUGGAAUCCAGAGGCGUGAUACCUAACCAAGUCACAUGGAACAGCUUAGCAGUCGGAUAUGCUCGAAUGCAGGACAUUGGCAUGACAGUGGACGUAAUUGACCGACUGGAGAAAGCCAACCUUCAAGCCGACGACAUCACAAUGAAGGGUAUAUCUAGGAUAAAGAAUCGUAGGGCUUUGAUUGAGGCUAUGAAGGCGAAGGAGGAUGCGAAUAGUAAGAUGACAUCGGAAAGUCGCAAUACACACAAAGCGCUGGAUCUUUUGGACAAGGCAUUGAAUGCUGAGGGGCAGCUGCAUGGAAUGCUGCAAGACGAGUACGUCCGCGAUGGGACGGGAAAGGUAGUGCCUGUUGUGAGAGAUAUCAUAAGUCGAGAUCUCGAGCCUUUGCAUUCUCCAGUUCGUAGGUUUUCAAAAUACCCUCGACUGAAGGGAGACAUCGGAGAAGACUCUGUUGUCCAUGAGAUGUAGAAUAUACAUGUACGAUAGACUUUAUUCUAAAAUAAUAUUUUUAUACCC
This is a messenger RNA of Amorphotheca resinae ATCC 22711, 2952 nucleotides long. RefSeq lists its product as hypothetical. Gene Ontology annotation, molecular function: protein binding. The transcript has a single exon. Bases 1 to 2904 code for a protein of 967 amino acids. Lineage: Eukaryota; Fungi; Ascomycota; Leotiomycetes; Helotiales; Amorphothecaceae. The record is from RefSeq and is a predicted model, not a curated record.